AUGACUCAUCUGCCGUUCUCUAACACCGUUCAUCAAAUUGAUGCCAUUGUUUCUCGAAAAUUAGUACUUCUCAUUAUUAUAUUCUGCUCUACUCAGGAUAUUAAAUGUAAAUGAGUUUAUUUCUUUCUCCUGCACUAGUUUCAAACUAUGGACCGACCAGUCACAAAUGGCAGGCCUCGCUAAUGUCUAGAGCUUGGUCACACUGUACAAGGCACUGAUAUUGUCGUGUAGCAAUUUUUUUUAAUAAAAGAAAUUUAAGGAAAGAUCCGUUGACAGAUGGCCAGUCGUGGUUGUGGCUCUACCAUUAUCCACGGCAAUGUGACAGCCACGAUGGUGACAGUUGAGUCCAUCUCUAAUGUGCUGACCACCGUGACUUCCCUGCAUUCGAACAGCGUUAACAUCUCUAAUAAUAUAUCCGCCGUAACGGGAGUGGACAUCCAGGAUGUGGGCGCCGGGACUGAAGGAGAUACCACCAAGCCGAUGUAUCCGCGUCUGUUCAACAAAAUCGUGCUGACGUUGGAGAACAGCCUGAUACCCGAAAGCAAGAUUGAUGUAACGCCGUCCAGCCAGGACGGGCUGGACCACGAGACGGAAAAGGAUCUACGCAUACUGGGCUGCGAGCUGAUACAGACGGCUGGAAUCCUAUUGCGCCUACCACAGGUGGCAAUGGCCACCGGUCAGGUGCUCUUCCAGCGCUUUUUUUACUCCAAGAGCUUCGUGCGCCACAACAUGGAGACGGUGGCCAUGAGCUGUGUGUGCCUUGCUUCCAAGAUCGAGGAGGCGCCCCGCCGAAUCCGCGACGUCAUCAACGUGAUCCACCAUAUCAAGCAAGUGCGGGCCCAAAAGGAGAUCGCGCCUAUGGUAUUGGACCAGUACUACACAAACCUUAAGAUGCAGGUGAUUAAGGCCGAGCGACGGGUGCUCAAGGAACUGGGCUUCUGCGUCCAUGUAAAGCAUCCCCACAAGCUGGUCGUAAUGUACCUGCAGGUGCUGCAGUACGAGAAGCACGAGAAGCUUAUGCAGCUCUCGUGGAACUUUAUGAACGACUCAUUGCGCACGGACGUCUUCAUGCGCUACACCCCGGAGGCGAUAGCCUGCGCCUGCAUUUACCUGAGCACUCGGAAGCUUAAUAUACCGCUUCCCAGCAAUCCGCCUUGGUUCGGUAUCUUCCGCGUGCCCAUGGCCGAUAUAACCGACAUCUGUUACCGAGUCAUGGAGCUGUACACGCGGCCCAAGCCCGUCGUAGAGAAGUUGGAGGCGGCCGUCGACGAGCUGAAAAAGCGUUAUCUGGACGCCCGCACUAAGACGAAGGAGGCCAACACACCGCCAGCCGUUAUCACGGUGGACCGCAACAACGGCUCGCACAAUGCCUGGGGCGGAUUUAUCCAGCGAGCCGUCCCACUGCCACUGCCCUCUGAGAAGUCGCCCGAGAAGGAUUCCCGGUCACGAUCACGCUCCCGGACCCGCACUCAGUCACGUACCCCUCGCUCCAGAUCGCGCUCCCGCUCGCCAAGCCGAGAACGCACGAAGAAGUCCCACCGUGGGCGCUCCCCGAGAACGCGCUCAGGCACGCCGCCCAAGCACAAAAAGAAGUCUCGACACUACUCGCGAUCCGCCACGCGCUCCAGCUCCCCCCACAGCAAGCACCGCAAAAGGAAAUCGUCGCGAGAGAGAUCCGACUACUAUACGAAAAAGGAUCGCUCAUGCCAUGCCGGCAGCAACAAUAUAGGCGAUGAUAAAUAUCGCAAUUCCAACUCUAGCUCUGGAAAGCACAGUCGCUAUUCCUCAUCGCAUCGCAGCAGUGUCGGGGGCGGUGGUGGUGGCGACCCCCGUCAUGGCAGUCGUGCCGGUCACAAGCAUAGGGAUGAACGAUCCAGGGACCGAAAACGCUAGGAAUUGACUAUAAUCUUUUUUAUUUUUGCAUUAUAUAUUUAUACAAGUUCAUAGAGAAUGGUUUUUAUUUUACAGCUCGCAUCAACCUAUUUCGCAAAAUGUAACUUUCAAGUGGGAGAAACGACCAUGCUAAACAUAAUAAACAUAAUUCCUCAA
Molecule: messenger RNA, 2049 nt
Organism: Drosophila obscura
Lineage: Eukaryota; Metazoa; Arthropoda; Insecta; Diptera; Drosophilidae
Product: cyclin-L1
Exons: 3
Coding region: 277-1893 (538 amino acids)
Biological process (GO): regulation of transcription by RNA polymerase II
Cellular component (GO): nucleus
Molecular function (GO): cyclin-dependent protein serine/threonine kinase regulator activity
Source: RefSeq, a predicted model, not a curated record